Wasmannia auropunctata (little fire ant) is the source of this 3150-nucleotide messenger RNA. It is a transcript of the gene PH4alphaEFB, whose product is annotated as prolyl 4-hydroxylase subunit alpha-1. Lineage: Eukaryota; Metazoa; Arthropoda; Insecta; Hymenoptera; Formicidae. The record is from RefSeq and is a predicted model, not a curated record. The transcript has 10 exons. Gene Ontology annotation, cellular component: endoplasmic reticulum. Gene Ontology annotation, molecular function: protein binding; L-ascorbic acid binding; iron ion binding. The coding region runs from base 82 to 1752 and encodes 556 amino acids. Gene Ontology annotation, biological process: peptidyl-proline hydroxylation to 4-hydroxy-L-proline.
GCUCGCGGAUUCCCAAGGACUCUCCUGCCAUCGAGUGGUCGCCGGCCCCGUGCGGAGUAAUUCAAUCAGUAUCGAUCGGAGAUGAGGAAGGCGACUCUGUUAGCCGUCGUAACGAUUUUGCUGUCGGCGACGGCACGCGAUGCCGCGGCUGAACUUUACACCGCCCUGGCGGAUAUGGAGGAGCUGCUCGAAACGGAAGCCGUGCUGAUCGACACGUUAAACGGAUACAUCACGGCGCAAGAGCAACGACUGGCGACUCUGAAAAGGAAUGUGGAAGGUUACGCGAGGGAGCACGAGGAGGCCUCCAGGAACAUUCAGCAGUACCUAUCGAAUCCUAUAAACGCUUAUCUGCUGGUGAAACGGCUGACCACCGACUGGAAAAAGGUCGAGGAGCUGAUAACCGAGGACGUUGGCAAGUCCUUCGUCGCGAACAUCACGAAUUCCAGGAGCGAUCUAAAAUUCCCGACCGACGAGGACCUGAAUGGGGCCGCAGUCGCUUUGAUGAGGCUGCAGGACACGUAUAAGCUCGAGACCGCGCAAGUUGCGAGGGGUGUCCUGAAUGGGGUGCAAUACAGCACCGGAUUGACUGCGAGCGAUUGCUUCGAGCUGGGCCGACAAUCUUAUCACAAUCGCGACUACUAUCACACUGUGCUGUGGAUGCAGGAGGCUAUGGACCGCCUGCAGGAGGAGCAGAACGCCACCACCACCACCUCCAAGCCCGACAUCCUGGAAUACUUGGCGUUUUCGACGUACAUGCAAGGUAACGUCGCUCGCGCUUUGAGCAUGACGAACGAGCUGCUCGAAUUGGUGCCGACACACGAGAGAGCGUUGGGAAACCGCGCGUAUUACCAGAAGGAGAUCCAAAGCAAGGCGAGUCAGUCAAAAAAGAAGCGGGGCGAGGAUGGGAAGGAUGAUACAGCGGUACCCGAGCAGAACUUCACUGUCGCCGAGGAAAGGGUGAAAACGUGGGAGGAAAUGACGGAGAGGGAGAGGUACGAGAUGCUUUGUCGCGGCGAAGUAUCUAUUCCGCCGGAGGUGGAGAAGAAGCUCAAGUGCCGCUACGUCGACCGUGGAAUUCCCUUUCUGAAGAUCGCGCCGUUCAAGGAGGAGGAGGCGUACCUGGAUCCGAGGAUAGUUGUUUAUCACAACGUGAUCUACGACGAGGAGAUCGAGACGAUCAAGCGGAUGGCUCAGCCUAGGUUUAAGCGCGCCACGGUGCAGAAUUACAAGACCGGUGCCUUAGAGAUAGCGAAUUACAGAAUCAGCAAGAGCGCAUGGCUGCAGGAACACGAGCAUAAGCACGUAGCGGCGGUGAGCAAACGCGUGGAGCACAUGACAAGUAUGUCCGUCGAGACGGCCGAGGAACUUCAGGUCGUUAAUUACGGCAUCGGCGGUCACUACGAGCCGCAUUUCGACUUUGCGAGGAAAGAAGAGACGAAUGCGUUCAAGAGCCUCGGGACCGGAAACAGAAUUGCAACGGUUCUGUACUACAUGAGCGACGUCGAGCAGGGAGGCGGUACCGUGUUUACCGCUAUCAACAUAUCGCUUUGGCCGAGGAAGGGUAGUGCGGCGUUUUGGCACAAUCUGAAGCCUAACGGCGAGGGAGACUUCAAAACCAGACACGCGGCCUGCCCGGUACUUACAGGAUCGAAGUGGGUGGCAAACAAAUGGCUGCACGAAAGAGGUCAGGAGUUUCACAGACCGUGCACGUUGGAGAACCAGGCGACGGACGAGGUGGACGUCAGGCACUGAAGGGAGCGUCCCUCGGCAGAAGAAAUAGAUGAGGCGCGAUAAAUAAAAUAGAAGAAGUACCGAGUAAUACUUCGAAAUUCUUGCUCUGAAUAAAGAGACAUUUUAUUCUCGGAAACUCGGCGACUCUCCGUAAGGAAGCGCGCGGUACGAAUUGUACGUUUAAGAACGUGAGUGAGAACGUUUCGGCCCGCGUUGCAAAAAGCGACAGUGCAAUUUAGCAGUAGAUAAGGCAAGCCGCGAGAAACGCGCUACUACUCGCGUUUGCCUGAAAGACUCGUCACCGACGGCGCACACAAUUCGCGUGAACUUAACAUUCGUGCCGCAGACCCAUAUGAUGAUCCUUCUUGUUGGUACACUGUGGAACACGAUCCCUCGCAUUACGACAGCGAUUAAUGUUUCUUCGAGAUAUCCGGCCGCGGGCGAAAACCGGUAAGAACCGAGAGAACUAUCCGAGCGAGAUUAAUCGGCCGCAUUGUUUCCCGUGUGCUUUUUCCCUUUGAAACGGCUACUCCCAUUGAAGCAGAGAUUGCUGCCGCCACCGCCGCGCGAAUCGCGGCAGUUGCGAUUGGAGGAACAAAGUUACAGCAUGCACGGAUCUGCAUGCGUUCCGUUUGUAGUCCGACCCAGCCGAUUGCCUGCAGUUCUUUACCUUGCAAUUCACUUCUCACGGCAAAUAGUAGCGUAGAGUAGUUUGGAGUUAGACGCGUGAAAUGAAGGGCGAGUAUAAAGCGGAAAAAUAGAAGAAAAUAGGUCUCAGCAAUUCUUUCGCUAGAACGAAAUAAUAAAUGAAAGAGAGUAGGAGGGUGGGAAAAAGAGGGAAAAAUCGCAUAGUUGCACCGGUUCGUUGCACGCGGAGUUUUCGCCGUUUUAAACGGGCCUUUCAACGUGGCGAGUACGAGAACUCGCUCCGCCGUUCGCUAAACGUUAAUCAUUUCUACGAGAGAAAUACUACGCUAAUAAGAUAUUAUACACUACGCAUCAUAGCCAAAGCAAUAAUAAAUUGCGCACGUUCUGGCCAGUCUCCCCUUAUCGUAGUACAUGUAUAGUACGAUGUAGAGCAGCGAAGAGCGCGAUGUAACCAUUAGCCCCGUAGAUUAAUUGUAAUUCGAGCGCGAUCGUUAACGCGACCCCAUCCGUAUCUCAAAUCCCGACGUUAUCGUGCAAUAAACGAGAUGACUUGCGCCGAGACUUGCUUCAAGACCGAGAAUCUCCUUUCGCGCGACGGAUCGUUUUCGUCGGCUGUAAAUAGCGGAUGGCACAUUGAUCCUGCAUCAUUCGAUCCUUCCGAUCAGGCUGUAUACGAAUUGUUUGUAUAAAGAUGGACGACAUUGUCCGACGACGACGCUGCGCUCCUUAACGGCGAUGUAGUAUAUAUAUAUAAAGAUAAAUCUUGCACGA